Molecule: messenger RNA, 1455 nt
Organism: Durio zibethinus
Lineage: Eukaryota; Viridiplantae; Streptophyta; Magnoliopsida; Malvales; Malvaceae
Molecular function (GO): protein binding
Source: RefSeq, a predicted model, not a curated record
UUAAUAAAAUCACGUACACCGCCUUUCUCUCUUCCACUGUCUUUACUUCAAAGCAUUUGUAUCUUUUUUUAGAUUUUUUUGUUCUUGAUUCAGCUACGUUGCAGCAUUUCGUUCAUGGCUCACCAUAACCAAGCACAAGUUUUUCUUCUUCUUUUUGUGCUGUUUUGUAUCAAUGAGGCUGUUUUAUCAUUUCAGCACCGACCCAAGAUCUGCGCCGUUGAUCUGGCAGCAUUAUCAGCCAUUAGAGACAGCUUGACGGACAUUCCAGGCUCAAGAUUCUUCUCCACUUGGGAUUUCAACGCACCAGAUCCUUGUUCAUCGUUCACCGGCGUCACCUGCUCUUUUGAAAAUCGAGUCACCAUUCUCUCUCUCGGCACUGGCCUCUCGAACUCACCUGGCCUCGCUGGCUCACUCUCCCCUGCUCUUUCCAACCUUACCGAACUAACCCAACUCGUCCUCUUCCCUGGUCUCGCCACCGGUCCUAUCCCUCCCCAACUGGGCCAGCUCACUCGUCUCCGAGUCAUUUCCUUGACCAACAACCGCUUAACAGGACCCAUCCCAACCUCCUUUUCUACUCUCCCAUACUUACACACUCUCGAUCUGAGUUCAAACCAACUCACCGGGUCAAUCCCACCAGGUCUUACAAAGCUUCCAUUUUUAAAAGUUCUGAUAUUGAGUUCAAACGAGUUAACAGGCGAGUUACCCAGGACUGUGUCGGCGCAGCUAUUACACUUGGAUUUGAAGAAGAACCACAUCAGUGGACCGUUGCCAAGGUUGCCGUCAACUCUACGUUACUUGUCAGUGUCGGGGAACUCAAUGUGGGGUCCACUCAACGGCCUGGAAUCACUAACCGAGUUAGUAUAUCUCGACGUUAGUAUGAACAAAUUCAGUGGGCCCAUCCCAAGUUCACUCUUCAUGAACCCCACCCUCUCUUCACUGUUUCUGCAAAGGAACAAUUUAUCGGGUGGGCUCCCAUCAAUCAAGAUGGACCCCACGAUUCAAUCCUACGGCGAGGGAUCCAUCGUGGACUUGAGCCACAACUUCAUCACGGGUGAAAUAACCGCGUUGUUGGCCGGAGUCGAGACUCUGUUCUUGAACAAUAACCAUCUGAUUGGAUCAGUCCCUGAGGAGUACGUUAAGAGCGUCUACAAUGGCACCACCAAAACACUGUAUUUACAACAUAAUUAUUUAUCAGGAUUCCCAUUACCUCAAGGUUCGGCUUUACCCGAUACGGUGUCGUUAUGCUUGUCCUACAAUUGCAUGGUGCCGCCGGUUGGGAUAUCAGCCUGCCCGGCCAGUGUAGGAAGGCAGCCGUCGAGGCCGGAAUCGCAAUGUUCAGCAUUCAGCCAUCAUAGCCCCAUGGACUAAUAUCAGAUAAGGUCGAUCACGUUCACAUUACUAUUACUAAUAUUACCGUUACAUUAUCAUUGUUAUAUGGUAACAGAGUGUGUUUUU